CCUCAAGAUAUUCCAGAUGGACACCGUGCACCACCUCCGUUGGUUCAGCGUAGUAGUAGUACUCGCAGCAUUGAUACCCAAACGCCUGGUGGAGCAGACAGGGGUAGUAACAACAGCAGCCGUUCCCAGUCUGUAUCUCCAACCUCAUUUCUUACCAUCUCUAAUGAAGGCAUUGAAGAAAGUCCAUGUUCUACAGAUGAUCUUCUUGCUGAUUCCAGAGAUAAAGAGAAUGGGAAUAAUUCUCCCUUGCCAAAAUAUGCUACCUCACCAAAACCCAACAACAGCUACAUGUUCAAGCGUGAACCUCCAGAGGGCUGUGAAAAGGUGAAAGUCUUUGAGGAGAGCUUGCCAAAGCCAUUGCAUGAAAUUCCAGCCUUCUACUGCCCUGACAAGAACAAAGUGAAUUUCAUUCCUAAAAGUGGCUCUGCUUUCUGUCUUGUUAGCAUCCUCAAGCCACUUCUUCCCACACAGGAUCUCACACUUAAGGGCACUACACACAGCCUGACUGUACCCUCUGGCAUGACACCCAGUUUGUUACAGCCCAUUUCUAUGGCCUCCUUGUCUACAAACACAGAUCAAGACAGGAUCUCUCGUGGAACAAGUACGGUAAUACCACAGACCUCUAUACUCCAGCAACCGGGACGUAUUGAGGAAGCUGAAGGAUAGAUUUAGAUUGUCUUGACAUUUUUCUGGGCAACUACUGGGAAAAAAUUGGAACUGAUUGACUGGACCUUUCUGUUCACACUAUUUGCAUUGUUUUAACAAUUUAUGGCACUGUCAUAAUUGAACUGUUUGUAUAAUUGACAGUUUGGUAGCACAUUGAGAAUUUCAGGAGGACGCAGCAGCUGAUACUCAGUUGCACUUUCUGCUUAUGAAGACUCCGCUUCUGUUUCUCUGCUGC
This is a messenger RNA of Cariama cristata (Red-legged seriema), 901 nucleotides long. RefSeq names its product family with sequence similarity 117, member B (gene FAM117B). The transcript is spliced from 3 exons. NCBI's taxonomy places the organism in Eukaryota, Metazoa, Chordata, Aves, Cariamiformes, Cariamidae. The record is from RefSeq and is a predicted model, not a curated record. The annotation marks the transcript as partial.